UUCCGUUUUCGGAUCCGGUCGGGCCUCAGGCGCUCCCAUUCGCGCGCUACCCGUCCGCUACCUUCACGGCCGCCUCCUCUUCGACUAGUUUUCCGGCGUCCUCCGAUGCCCAUCGACGAUCAGCGAUUCUGAACGUUGGCAGACGUUGCCGGAAGGCUAUAUUUUAUGAUCGUGGGUUUGCCGAGCGUGGGAAGUGGUUAUUCAGUCCUGAAGAGGGUUGGUUUCUUUUAAAAUGGAGAAGAAGGCCGACGACGGUGGUUCUCCUCAGAACGAGAAAGAGGAGAGCUCCAGCGGCGUCCUUCCAGAAUCCUUUGUUCACCCACGGGGAACAGUAGGAAUGGUGAAUUGGGGUACAGCUACCGUAGUUGGAGUGUUUGCUGGAUUGCUAUAUGGAGGUAGCAGGGAAGCAGUUGCAUCUGUUAGUAAAGAUGCGGAAGUGACACUGAAACUUGGGAGCACAUCAGAUAAGCGAGAGCAAUACAGACUCAUGAGGGAUGCAAUGGAGAAAAGGUUUAUUCGAGUGACACGUGGCUCCAUUGUUGGUGGUGUUCGUCUUGGGAUGUUCACAGCUAGCUUUUACGGCUUGCAGAAUCUCCUUGCAGAACAACGAGGAGUGCAUGAUGUUCUAAAUGUAGUUGGAGCUGGUUCUGCCACGGCUGCAGCCUUUGGCCUUAUAUUGCCUGGUUCCCUUGCAUGGCGUGCUAGGAAUGUUUUACUUGGUUCAGUGCUGGGGGCGGUUUUUGGCUUUCCACUUGGUUGGGCUCAUUUGAAGUUGGUUGAGAAGGCAAACGAGGAGAUCGUAGCUGCAGCUGAACAGGGCAAGACGAAGGGUGGAAUUACUGCAGCCAUCGAGAGACUUGAAAGUAACUUGAACAAAUGACUGCCAGGACAGAUGACUGCCUUCUUCUAUAAGAAAAAAAAGAGCUUUCUUUUCUUUCUUCCGUUAAUCGUGCUGCAGUUCUCUAUUUGGUGUAACUUCGAAUUCAUGGAUGCAGUGUAUGGUUUCACAUUUUGAGGCUUUCCAAUUGGUUAAUAAUCUACUGCACUGCAAGUUUUUUA
Nymphaea colorata (pocket water lily) is the source of this 1059-nucleotide messenger RNA. RefSeq lists its product as uncharacterized. Gene Ontology annotation, cellular component: mitochondrion. The coding region runs from base 233 to 880 and encodes 215 amino acids. The record is from RefSeq and is a predicted model, not a curated record. The transcript is spliced from 5 exons. Lineage: Eukaryota; Viridiplantae; Streptophyta; Magnoliopsida; Nymphaeales; Nymphaeaceae.